This is a messenger RNA of Opisthorchis viverrini, 189 nucleotides long. RefSeq lists its product as hypothetical. The transcript has 2 exons. Bases 1 to 189 code for a protein of 62 amino acids. NCBI's taxonomy places the organism in Eukaryota, Metazoa, Platyhelminthes, Trematoda, Opisthorchiida, Opisthorchiidae. The record is from RefSeq and is a predicted model, not a curated record.
AUGCGCACCGUACUCCUCAGUUGUCCUGAAUUCCAUUUGUAUAGGCAUGUGGAUGCGUUUGUACUUCCAUACCAGCCUCCUGUGAAGCCAGAAUUCCGAGCCUACUCUGAUGCGUACAUACAAACAUCAAACCACUCGGAAUUGUCAAUGUUCAACACGAUCCAACACGAUGGAUCCAACACGGCAUAG